Ruditapes philippinarum (Manila clam) is the source of this 7122-nucleotide messenger RNA. RefSeq lists its product as uncharacterized. The coding region runs from base 109 to 7122 and encodes 2337 amino acids. Gene Ontology annotation, molecular function: zinc ion binding. Gene Ontology annotation, cellular component: site of double-strand break; nucleus. The transcript has 26 exons. The record is from RefSeq and is a predicted model, not a curated record. Gene Ontology annotation, biological process: double-strand break repair. NCBI's taxonomy places the organism in Eukaryota, Metazoa, Mollusca, Bivalvia, Venerida, Veneridae.
CAUCCGGUUGUCUGCUUAGCGCUAAAUUUGGAACGAAAAUGUCUUGAAAAUAUUUAAAGUAAUAAGAAGAAUGAACAGGUGUCCAGCCAAAAUAUACCACAUGUAAAAAUGGAAAAGCAGUUUGUUAUUUUGUACACACAUCAGAAACAGAAGAAGGCUAAAACUUGGCAUGAUGGUGUUCUUAAACACAGUGGGACUGGUACCAAGGCUGUGUUAUAUGAUGAGAAAGGGUGUAGACUGGACAGUAUCCAUAUGAAAGUGGAAGAUAUUAAACUUGGUGAACAGUUGGAAAGUGACAGAUACUAUAUCCUGGUUGAAGAGGUGAAAGCUGAAGGCAGUAAUGCUCAGACAGAGACCAUCUCAAACCAGUUAGAGAGUGUCCAAAAUACAACACAACCAUCAAUUCCCCGUGCUAGAUGUCCAGGGCUGAAGAGGAAGAAGUCUGGAUUCAUGCCACCUAGACUGGUUAAACAAGUUUGUUUAGAAAACUCUCCCAACAAUGAAGUACUGUCAGGAGUGCCCAGUGCUGAUACAUCUAUUGCUCCCCUAUAUCACAGUAAUGCAGGUACAAGGGUACCUUUUUUACCACACCAGUCACACAACAUUGGUAACAGUAAUGUUCAAAUUACAGAAAAUGAUUCAGAAAAAAAUACUCUGUUCCAGAAUAAGUCUGCAGAUAACAGUCACAGAAAUGUGUUCAAUUUGUAUUCUAGAUAUAGUAAACUUGAUAACACUAGUGGGAGUAACAAUUCAAGUCAAGAGUUGUCAAGUAAUGGAGGAAAUCAAAAACUGUUAUCCCCUUGGUCUGUUUAUGGUUCCAAAAACAGCAGCCCAUCGCUUAAUAUUGGUGACAGUUUGUCUAGAUCAAUGUUUGGAAGUCAGGGAUCAGAUUGCAGUGCUUAUUCAUAUGAAGAUAAAGAUUCAAAUAAACUUCUUGACAAAUUUGUUGACGAUAAGGUUGGCAAAUCAUUCAUAACAGAAACUACAGAGACUAAACAAACUAAUCCUUUACAUGGGAUGAACUGUUCAAGUAACAAGCCUCAAUUCUGUAAUGACAUAUUACAUCCAAAAGAAGCACCAUAUAAGAUGGGAGAAGGGUGUAGUGUUAUGAAUAAUGAGGAAACUGGCCAAGGUAAAAGAAACAUUUCACAGAUAAUGAAUCUACUGAAAAAGAAACCAUUGGGUGAAAAUAAUUUGGAAUCCAGUUUAACUCAUUCUGUAAAAGUUGUUGAAGAACAGCCAGUUACAAAAAAUAAAUUCAGAGACACUACUCGAGAUGUUAAACUUUCAAAUAUAUUGGUAGAUAAAAGUAAAAAUGUUAUUGAACAAAAGGAUCACCAACAAAAGUUUAAAUCUAAAAAUUCUUUAAAUGAGGUUAAAGCAGAUAAUGAAGUGCAGCAUAUAUCAGAUGAGAUACAUCUUUGUUCUGACAAGGUAGCAGAAAUUAGUAAUGUUGUAUCAGGUGACAAUAUAAAAUCUAAUAAGGAUAUACAAAACCAAGACCCCGAGAAACAAACUCUUUGCCUUGGAGGACAGAGUUUACUUGAAGAGAAUGAAGAAAGUGACAAUGAUGAUGAAUUGAUGGGUAGUUUUCACAUUAACUUCUCUCCACUCUCACAUGUUACUAAUACUGAUGAUGAAAAUGAAGUAAAUGAUUGUACCAGUAAAGAGCAAAAUGACAUUGAUAUUGACUGUGAUAGUGGGCAGAUUGAAGAAAAGUAUGAAGAAAAUGUUACAGAUAAAGUGGACAGUGUUGAUUAUGAUGGAUGUGCCACAAAUGAAAAUGAUGGUGAUAGUUUAGAACAUUGUAAUGAUUACAUUUUAUGUGAUACUGGUGACUCAAAAAAUGGUCAGAACAGAAAUAUGAAUGCAAACACUGCCAGUAUUUGUAAUGUUUUAAGAAAACCGAACAUCAAUAAAGAAAGUCCUGUUAUAGAUACUGGCACAGAAAAUUGUGUUCUAAAAGGUUUAGAAAAGACUAAAGAUAUUCUACAUGACAUGGAUAUGGAAAACAAUGUACUUGAGCAUGAUGAAGAGAAACAAAAUAUUGUGAGUGAAAGAAAAGUUGAAAAAGGUGUAAAUGGCAUUGAUACAAACUGUAGUGAAAAUUUUGACACAUUUGAAGAGGGAACUGACUUUAUAAAGACUGAUGUCAAUAGUUUAGACACUUUUGUUUCUAAUGAAUGUGAUAUGAAAGAAAAUUCUGAUAAAGACACAUUUCAAGCUAAGGUAAUAAAAUCAAAAUUAGAUAAUCUUUCAGAUAAUGUAAGAGUCUCAUUAGAUGCAGGCAAACAAGUGUUAGAUAACAACAAUGAUAAUUUUGAAGGUGAUAAUAUAAUGAAAGACAUAUGUGAUAAUGAUUGCAAUGGAGCAGAUAUAGUUGAUGAUGCUGAGCUGGCUGAUCAGUCUGUAGAUAAUAAUGCUAGUCAGUAUUCCAGAACAACUAGUCAAGAUACAAUGGAUUUUAGUUGUGAUACUUUAGAUAGUGAUGAUCCAAAUUAUCAUGGUAUUCAAACUCAGCAUCUUGGCAGGUUAAUUCCCUCCUCUGGAUUUAGUAAAGGCUUAACAGUUGAUGAUAUACAGAAAGGAAACAAGCCUCAGAAUAGAUUGAAUACUACCACAUACAAUGAAAAUAUGAAUUGUUCUCCUGCACAUACAGUAAACUCAAUGAGUAUGUAUGGAAAUAAAAUUGGUAACUCAGGUACAUCUUCAGGGGCCUUUCAUCAACAUAAGGAACCAAUGGCUGUCAGUAACGUGAACAAUGCAUUGAGAUGUCAGAACUCUAAUCAGUUUGAUAGGAGGAAGAACUCAUGGUCAGAUAGUAGGAAUAUUUCACCAGACACUGUAAAGUUGACAGCCCCUUCAUUGAUCACAGGUGUGGAAGAUCUAGAUAGUGAAGAUCCUCUAGGGAACACACAUGAUGUACCGGCUCCUCCCCAUCCUAGCAAACUGAUUCAGAGACAUGUUAAAAGAAAGGCAGAUGUUUGUGAUACAUUACAGAAUAGACAAUCUGAAGAAAUAAAUAAACUAAAUCAUGAUGCACAUUCUAUGGACUCGCAUUUUGGUGGUUAUGGUACACAUGGCAUAUCAUCAGCUGUUGUUUCUAGGCAACAUCUAAAUCAUCCUGAAGAUAGAGCAUGUUCUAGUCAAUACAAUGCUGUAUAUCACACACCUGGUGAAAGUCCAUCUCUCAAUGAAGAUUUAAACCAAUACAGGUCACCUUUCCAGCAACUGUCUGAUUCAGAUUUAAGCUUUCAGUCUUCACCAAAUUUCUACAUUGACUGGCAAAACAAUAAACCUCAAAUUUGCCAACAAGGAAAAGUGUGUGAUGCUGAGUCAACUAUUGAUGUUAAUGAGGCCCCGGUUGACGCAUCUACACGAGGUAUGACUGAGAGGUCAUCGCCACUUAUUACAGAUGAGGAUGAGAUUUAUGGAAAAUUAUACAAACCUAGAAUGAUGUAUCAACACCAGUCUGGUAAAAUACAUUAUGAGCCUUCAAACCUUUCUGAAUUUAGGGAAGAAUCUAGCCCAGCAUUGAUACAAGAAGAAAACAUGUCAUCUCUGUUAAGCAAGUGUAAACAUAAAGACUUACCUGACAGUGUGAACAGUUCACUUGAUUCUUUCCCAUACCAACAUUAUGAAACGUUGAAAGAGGGCUCAAAAGCCAACAAAAGUCCAAACUGGCAGCAACAUUCUACAACUACUAAUCCACCUCACUCACAAUUAUCAGACUCAUGUGAUGGAUACCUUUUUCAAGGUCAGAGAAAGAAAUUACCUGCAUCUUUAGAGACUGCAAAGGAUGGGAAUAGUUUGACAGUUUCUGAGGACUCAAUGAAACACACACCAAAUGGUAAUGAUGUGUUGAAUUCAAAAUGGCAGAAUUUUGUUGCCAGUCAGACGAGUGACGACUGUGACAUUGUUAUGAACAAACUCACAAAAACUGUAGAUACAACCAAAAAAGGGAGGAAAGAUUUUGUUUCAUUGAAAAGUUCACCAGGUCUUUACAACACACAAAAAGCUUUCUUCCAGCCUAUAACGGAUAUAGAGGAAGAUAAAAAAUCCCAUCAACAAUCUUUGGUCAGUGGGCUGAAUAGUCAGCUAUCAGACUUUAGUGAUGACAUCUAUGAAAGAGAAGUUUCAAAUUGUCAAAAAGAAGAUUUGAGGUUAAAUGUCACUAAUUCUGAACACAUACCAAAAAACAUUGAUAAUAAUAUUCAAGCAGUUCAUAAAAAGUCACAAGAUAUUGCUCAAACCAAUGAUGGAAAGUUGAAUGUGGUUGACAUGGACAAGGAAAUUCAAGAAGAAUUUGAUUCUGAAAUGUUUUCAUCUAUGGAUUCCAUUGCUGAUGAUGAUUUUUACAUAGAACACUUUACAGAAAGUGCUAAAAAUAAGAAUUUAGAGAUUGAAGUUGGGGAACAAGAGGUUCCAGAAAUAAAAGAAAAUAAUUUGGGUGAUGAAAAUUUAACCAGUGGAAAGCAAGUCAGUGAUAGUUCAAAUGUGUAUAACAAGAAAGAAACUGAAACAGAAGGCGAGGUCAAUGGUGAAGUUGUAGGGCAUCCAGGAAGUAAUAUAACAAGUUUUGAUGACAGAGAAAGGGAAGUAACUGCUGUUGAAUGUCUUCCCAAAGAGGAUGAAUUAUGUACAGAGUUAGGUUGUGAAGAGGAAGAUCUUGAAAAGGAAAAUGAGGACAUGGAGAAGACUAAUGCAAUUUCUGAGGCAUCAGAAAAAGUCAAAUAUGUGAAUUCAUACGGUAGUGAAAAGAAAAUAUUCAGUGAAAAUACCAUAGGAAAGGGUAAAGAUUUACAUAAUUUAGAAGAAUGCAAUGUAAACAAAAUUACAAUGGUAACAGAAAAUACAACAAAAGAAGAAACUAAUUGUAGCUCCCCAGGCUUUUCUUUAGAUGAAUCAUUAGAUUUGUCUUUUUCACUUGAUAUAGCAUGUGCAACUUCCACACAACCAGAUAGGCAAAUCAGCAAAACACCGGCUAUGAGAAUAGGCUGGAGACCACCAAUAAAAUCAGGGGGCAGUCAGAAAAGUCCAAAUCAGUCUGAUGCUCAUGCAGGAACUGUGCCUCAACAUAGUGAUGCCAAAAAAUCAGAAAAAUUAAGACCUACUUUUAAAUGCCUUAGGCUUAUUACCCAGAAGAAGAAUUCAAUUGGAGCAGAACAGAAAUCUAAUAAUUUUGAGGACAUAUUUGACAAUGUGACUGGGAAAAAAUGUGAACUUUAUAAGCCAGACCAAAGUCCAAACAUUCUUAGUGAUGAUAAACAAAAGUUUGAUCCUGUGGAGAAAAAUCUAAGUACAACUGUAAGAAAUAGUAUUGAUAAGGAAACAAAAAAUACAACAUACCAACAGCAGAAAAGACAAGCUGUAAAUGUACCAAACAAUGUAUCGUCGAAUAAGAGUUUUAAGCCCCCUUCAAUGUUGAGGACCCCUGUAGUGAAUAGAAAAAUCCCAUCACCUUGUCUUCCUGUUACUGGUCAGCAGGUAUUAGGUGUAAGCCAAACAGAGUUACGUUUUCCUGGUAGACUUGAAACAGAUAGGUUACAGAAUGUAUUAAGACAGGUGGUUAUUCCAGAUACAUUUCCUACAGUUGCCAUCUACAAACAGGUUUUAACUGCUGCUCUCACAGAAUAUAUCAACACCCAGCUAUUAGAUGUUGCAAAGAGAUACCACCAUGCUUUGUUGAAAGUGGAUACCACAGGCUAUUCUGAAUAUAAAACAAAAAACAAUACUGGAGCUUCUAAUAAUCCUAACCCACAUUGUCAGUGUGGUGUACCAUCUAAAAUUAUCAGUGUGAAGAAAGAUGGGCCAAAUUGUGGAAGAUAUUUUUAUACUUGUAGUGCUAACAGGAACCAGCAAUGUAAGUUUUUCCAGUGGGCUGAUGAGAUGAGGAAAGGUGGUGGAAUGUCAGGUAACAAACGAAAGAUACAAGAUUCCCAGAGUCUGAGACUCUACAUGAAAGAUCAACAUGUACAUUUCUAUGGAGAAUGUCAGCUCAUUAAAAGAACUAAAGAAAACAUUAAUAGAUACUUCAAGGCACCUAAAUGGGCACGUAACCGUGGUGAUGGGGACAUGGUUCAGAAGAAACAGAUUUUCUUAAAGCUGCCAUACAAAGGACGGUCUUCAUUGUAUGCAAAAGAUGACAUAUGGGUGAUAUCAAAGCAUUUGGACUUUGAUCCAGUACAAUCUUUCCUGGCAAGGAGCACAUAUUAUGGUCCAUCUUCAUCUCUUGAGGUAGAAAUUGAACCACUUGCUCUGUACAGUCCCUCUAACUGGCAACAUGAAGUUGUAUGUCAUGCUAUACUGGUAGGAAAUUUAUCAUCAGAGUUAAGCUGUAUGGACAAUAUACGAGAUCAUAUACAAACACAGUCUCCUCCUGUCUUAUCACAUCUUAUAAACAGGCAAACAGUGGAUACAACAGAUUCCAUAAGGAAUUCUAGCAGAGGGUUCCAAGCCCCAAGAAUAGUGGGUGACCAAGUGAACAGAUCUGGCAAAAACUUGCAUAUAUGCUCAGAACAAAUGGAUGAUUUAUGUAGACAGUAUAUAGAGAGAUACAGUCUUAACAGGGACCAAGCAGAGGCAAUGAGGAGGGUAGCCAACAUGUUCUCUGUGGAAAAAUCUGCCAUUGUUGACAGUGUACUACUCAUCCAUGGUGUAUUUGGUGCUGGUAAAAGUUUCCUACUCUCUGUUAUGGUGCUGUUCUUGGUCGAGGUGUUCCACUUGAAUGAUUCUCUAACAGAUGGUCAACCGUUUCCAUGGAAACUUCUCAUAUCAUCAACUACAAAUGUGGCCGUUGACAGAAUUUUGAUGGGUUUGCUAGAUCUUGGUUUUGAAGAUUUUGUCCGUGUGGGAAGUGUGAAGAAAAUUGCUAAACCAGUUUUACCAUAUAGUGUGCAUGCCUCUGGGACAGAUAAUCAGGAGCUGAAAGACCUUCAAGAAAUGCUCAGAAGUGGGGAGUUAACUGCUACAGAAAAGAGCCAUGUUAGACAAAGCAUAGAAAAACACAGACAUGGUGAAAAUAAAAAGAAACUUGGUAGAGUACGGGUGGUUGGAGCAACAUGUGCCUCCUGCUCACUGGCUUGUCUCAAUAACAUGGAGUUUCCUGUAAGUUAUUCAUGA